AUGGUUGCCUUCUUACUGUUGGUCGCCAUCAUCGUGCCCGCGAGAGAUCAUCUGGGUUACGACGUAAUAAAUGGCACCAAAACUCUCAACGACAUGACAAAGUCAUGGAUGCAUCCGGAAUAUUACAUGCUACAGCAAAUUUGGAUAUUCCACCUGGAAAACCUAGAGGAUGUUCUUCGAGGAUCCAAGCCGAGAAAACUAGUUGACUAUGCUUCAACAAGUCUCCCAGCAAAAAUCGCCAUUGAGGCUGUCUUGAGAGUAAUGGGCGAAAUGCCGUUUGUUAACGUCACUGUGCGAGAAGCACUUUUUGAUGGAUAUCACGACCCGUUGAUUGAUGCAGUUUGUAAUAAUACG
Messenger RNA from Strongylus vulgaris, 354 nucleotides. The record is from the annotation of a GenBank genome assembly. NCBI's taxonomy places the organism in Eukaryota, Metazoa, Nematoda, Chromadorea, Rhabditida, Strongylidae.